AUGCUAAAUCUAGAUGACACGAUUGAAAACAUCAAACAAUGUAAACACAUACCUGAAGAAGAUGUUGAAGAGUUAUGUACCAAAGUGAUAGAAUUGUUGAUUGAAGAGGCAAACAUUCAGCACGUAGAUACACCAGUCACUAUAUGUGGUGAUAUACACGGACAACUACAUGAUUUAAUUACACUUUUUAAAACAGGGGGAGAACUACCAGACACGCGGUAUUUAUUUCUUGGAGAUUUUGUUGAUCGAGGGUUUUAUUCGUUUGAAAGUUUUUUAUUAUUGAUAAGUUUAAAAUUACGAUAUCCUGAUCGAAUAACAUUGAUUAGAGGGAAUCAUGAAAGUCGGCAAAUAACCACGGUUUAUGGGUUUUAUGAUGAAUGUUUGCGCAAAUAUGGAUCAAUAAAUGUGUGGCGAUAUUGUUGUGAAGUGUUUGAUUACUUAUCAUUAGGGGCAAUUGUUGGUGGAUCACAAGGGGUAUUUUGUAUUCAUGGAGGGUUGAGUCCAGAAAUCGAUACAGUUGAUCAGAUACGGGUAUUGGAUCGAAAGAAAGAAGUGCCACAUGAAGGUGGAAUGUGCGAUUUGUUGUGGUCAGAUCCUGAGUUAGUCAAUGGGUGGUCAAUUAGUCCGCGAGGUGCUGGCUAUUUGUUUGGUGAAAACGAAGUUAAUAAAUUUUUGCACGAUAACAAUAUUUCAUUGAUUGCAAGAGCUCAUCAGUUGGUUAUGGAGGGAUAUAAGGAAAUGUUCAAUCAAGGAUUAGUGACUGUAUGGUCAGCUCCUAAUUAUUGUUAUCGUUGUGGUAAUGUUGCCAGUGUUUUAACAAUUGGGGAUGAUUUAUCAAGAGAGUAUAAAGUAUUUGAAGCGUCGCCACAUGAUAUUGGAUCAAUUCCUUCCAGGAAACCCCCAGUUGAAUAUUUUAUAUAG
Candida dubliniensis CD36 is the source of this 921-nucleotide messenger RNA. RefSeq names its product phosphoprotein phosphatase PP4 catalytic subunit (gene PPH3). Gene Ontology annotation, cellular component: cytoplasm; nucleus. Gene Ontology annotation, molecular function: protein serine/threonine phosphatase activity. Gene Ontology annotation, biological process: double-strand break repair via homologous recombination; peptidyl-serine dephosphorylation. Lineage: Eukaryota; Fungi; Ascomycota; Pichiomycetes; Serinales; Debaryomycetaceae. The transcript is spliced from 2 exons. Bases 1 to 921 code for a protein of 306 amino acids. The record is from RefSeq and is a predicted model, not a curated record.